This is a messenger RNA of Drosophila pseudoobscura, 958 nucleotides long. RefSeq names its product probable pseudouridine-5'-phosphatase. The coding region runs from base 38 to 748 and encodes 236 amino acids. The transcript is spliced from 2 exons. The record is from RefSeq and is a predicted model, not a curated record. Gene Ontology annotation, molecular function: phosphatase activity. Lineage: Eukaryota; Metazoa; Arthropoda; Insecta; Diptera; Drosophilidae.
CUCAGAACCUCUUAGAAUCUCUUAGAAUCGCAGGAAAAUGUCGGAAUUGGUUUCCUCGUCGCGGCACUGCUGCUUCCGACCCGUGACCCACUGCAUCUUCGAGCUGGACGGCCUCCUGCUCGACAGCGAGCGCCUGAACACGCGGGCGGUGCAGCAGAUCCUCGACCCCUUCGGCCACAUCUACGGCUUCGACCUGAAGCUGCGGUGCAUGGGCAAGCCCUCCCCGGAGUCGGCGGACAUGAUCAUCGACAGCUACGGCCUGCCCCUCAGCCGCACGCAGUUCCAGCGCCUCCACAGGCUCCACAGUCGGGACCACUUGGGGUCCGUGGGCCUGAUGCCCGGCGCGGAGCGCCUCCUGCGCCACCUGCACGCCUCCCACGUGCCCCUGGCCCUGGAGACGAGCGGCAGUCGAGAGUCGUACGACCUCAAGGUGCGUCCCCACGCCGAGCUCUUCGAGGUCUUCCAGCACGCCGUCGUAGGCGGCUCCGACUCGGAGGUGAAGCGGUGCAAGCCCUCUCCGGAUAUAUUCCUCACAGCCGCCGCUCGCUUCAAGGAUCCCCCGGAGCCGGAGAACUGCCUGGUGCUGGAGUCCUCGCUACUGGGCAUGGAGGCUGCCUUGGCCGCCGGCAUGCAGGUUGUGCUCGUGCCGGAUCCCCUGCUCUCCAUUCGACUCAGUGCUCCGGCCACACUGAGGCUCCGCUCGCUGGAGGCCUUCAGGCCGCAGUACUUUGGUCUGCCCCCCUUCUGAAGAGACCUGCAGAGUGCCUCCUGCAGGAGAAUCCACCACAGCAGACGAUGCUUCCUUCAGAUCUCUCAAAGUAGAAAGAAAAGGGAGUGGGGUUAUGUUUCUGGCCAUUCAAAAUGUGUAGCAAUUCCAUCAGAGACGGAUACACAAGAGGAAAGCGGUGAGUUGCCCUCCAGGUUCCUCUUCGAUGGCCCACGUUCAGGCCCCACCAAA